UCACACAGCCUCCUCCCAAUUCUCAUUUAUCCUUUGUUUCCUUUUGCCUUUAUAUCUCUCUUUUGCAUCGAUGGCUUCUGCAGAUGUUGAGUAUCGUUGCUUUGUCGGUGGGCUCGCAUGGGCUACCGACAACGAUGCCCUUGGCCAGGCCUUUGCUCCUUUCGGCGAUGUUAUUGAAUCGAAGAUUAUCAACGAUCGCGAGACCGGAAGGUCCAGAGGGUUCGGAUUCGUGACGUUCUCCUCAGAGCAGUCCAUGAGGGAUGCGAUCGAAGGCAUGAACGGUCAGAGCCUUGAUGGUCGGAACAUUACGGUGAACGAAGCUCAGUCUCGUGGAAGAGGCGGCGGCGGCGGCGGCGGCGGAUACGGCGGUGGGAGUGGGUAUAGCCGCGGUGGAGGCGGAUACGGAGGCGGCGGGUACGGAGGCGGCGGACGCCGCGAGGGUGGAUACUACAAGAGUGGUGGAGGAUACGGCGGCGGCGGCGGUUAUGGUGAUCGUGGCUCUCGCUACUCUCGUGGGGGUGGUGAGUCCUAUGGAAACUGGAGGGAUUAAGUAGAUUGAUCGGUGUAGGGUAGAUUUAGAAUAAUGAGUUUUUAUGGUGUUAGAUAGGCCUUUCUGGGUCUGGGAUUUACUGUACUUUGGCGAUGAAAGUGUGAUGGUUUCUGUUAUGGUUCUGUUUCGUGUCAUUCAGGCUUCGUACUUUGUAAUCAAUCAACUAUAGUUGAAGAAUUUCUAUUUUGUCCAUCCUUUAUUCUUCAAAUGAUGGAAUCUGUAAUGGCGUGAUUGCA
Molecule: messenger RNA, 786 nt
Organism: Neltuma alba
Lineage: Eukaryota; Viridiplantae; Streptophyta; Magnoliopsida; Fabales; Fabaceae
Product: glycine-rich RNA-binding protein 2
Exons: 2
Coding region: 71-550 (159 amino acids)
Molecular function (GO): RNA binding
Source: RefSeq, a predicted model, not a curated record